Molecule: messenger RNA, 1007 nt
Organism: Drosophila ficusphila
Lineage: Eukaryota; Metazoa; Arthropoda; Insecta; Diptera; Drosophilidae
Product: farnesol dehydrogenase
Exons: 2
Coding region: 162-917 (251 amino acids)
Source: RefSeq, a predicted model, not a curated record
CUUCGGAGCAGGUCGGCUGAUUAUAUAGAAGGGGGCGCCGUAUAAAAGCCAGACGCUCGCCAUUCGAAAGAACAGUUCGUAUGAGCAUUCAACCCGGAUAAAUAUCACAGAUAUUUUAUUUAAUAAAAUAAAGAAAUCAAGAAAUCAAGAAGUAAACAAGAAUGGAUCGCUGGUUGAAUCGCGUUGCCGUUGUCACGGGUGCAAGUUCGGGAAUCGGAGCUGCCUGUUGCAAGGAUCUGGUGGCCAAGGGACUCAUCGUCGUCGGCCUGGCUCGUCGCGAGGAGCGCUUGAAGGAGCUGAAGGAGUCCCUGCCGGCGGAUCAGGCCAGUCGCUUCCACGGACGCAAGUGCGAUGUCAGCAAGGAGCAGGAAGUAAUCGAUACUUUUGCCUGGAUCGAUGCCACCCUCGGUGGCGCCGAUGUUUUGGUCAACAACGCCGGCAUCGUCCGACCGGGUGUGGGCAUCACCAAGGAGGCUAAUUCCGCCGAUCUUCGCGCCGUUCUGGACACCAAUGUCCUGGGUGUUGCGUGGUGCACUCGGGAGACAUUCAAAUCGCUGCAGCGGCGCAACAUCAACGACGGACAUGUCCUGAUUGUGAACAGUGUGGCGGGACAUCGGGUGCCGAAUAUUCCCGGCUUCACCAUGGGCAUGUACGCGCCAUCGAAACACGCCGUCACUGCACUCACGGAGGUCCUGCGACAGGAGUUCCUCAGUAACAAGACUCAAACCAAAGUCACUAGCAUUAGUCCCGGUGCCGUGGAUACUGAGAUUGUGGCCGAGGAACACAAGGCCAACUUCCCCGACUUGCCACUUCUGCGAUCCGAGGAUGUGGCAGAUGCAGUCAGCUACUGCAUCCAGACCCCGCCACAUGUCCAGAUCCACGAGCUGCUCAUCAAGCCCAUCGGCGAAACCAUUUGAGUGCCCCGUUUACGACUGUUUUAGUAGAAGUAUGCACAAUUCUUGCAACAACAUUGCAAUAAAACGUAUUUGAUGGAGUAUUAAAAGCAA